Cavia porcellus (domestic guinea pig) is the source of this 37168-nucleotide messenger RNA. It is a transcript of the gene Vti1a, whose product is annotated as vesicle transport through interaction with t-SNAREs 1A. NCBI's taxonomy places the organism in Eukaryota, Metazoa, Chordata, Mammalia, Rodentia, Caviidae. Gene Ontology annotation, biological process: vesicle fusion with Golgi apparatus; intra-Golgi vesicle-mediated transport; macroautophagy. The record is from RefSeq and is a predicted model, not a curated record. Gene Ontology annotation, cellular component: Golgi apparatus; endoplasmic reticulum membrane; late endosome membrane. The transcript has 9 exons. Bases 297 to 887 code for a protein of 196 amino acids. Gene Ontology annotation, molecular function: SNAP receptor activity; SNARE binding.
GACCUCUGAGACCACGCAUAUCUCUCUAGGCUUUUUUUUUUUUUUUUUUGCGGUGGGGGAAGCGUUAACUGGAAUGCUUUUCCCUAGCGAAUGUUGAAGCCUAAGCGGAAAAUAAAAGGCGUACCUAGCCCAGUUUCCGGCGGACAAGAGAUUGCAGCGAACAACCAGGAAGCGGCUGGGCCAGGAGCUGUCUCCGAUUCUGUUCUCGGAUUUUUAAACGUGCCUGCCUGAGUCCCUACUGCGAUCCCUUCUUCCUACCGAAGGCUGCAGCCAAGGCCGAUUACGCCAGUGCUGCCAUGUCGUCGGACUUUGAAGGCUAUGAGCAGGACUUCGCCGUGCUCACUGCAGAGAUCACUAGCAAAAUUUCGAGGGUCCCUCGACUCCCACCUGAUGAGAAAAAACAAAUGGUUGCGAAUGUGGAGAAACAACUUGAAGAGGCAAAAGAACUGCUUGAACAGAUGGAUUUGGAAGUCCGAGAGAUACCACCUCAAAGUCGAGGAAUGUACAGCAACAGAAUGAGAAGCUACAAGCAAGAAAUGGGGAAACUGGAGACUGAUUUUAAAAGGUCACGGAUCGCCUACAGUGACGAAGUACGGAAUGAGCUCCUAGGGGAUGAUGGGAAUUCCUCAGAGAACCAGUUGAUAAAAUUACGUGAAGAGAGGGCACAUCUGCUCGAUAACACAGAGAGGCUGGAAAGGUCAUCUCGGAGACUAGAGGCUGGAUACCAAAUAGCAGUGGAAACCGAACAAAUUGGCCAAGAAAUGUUGGAAAACCUCAGUCAUGACAGAGAAAAGAUACAGCGAGCUCGUGAAAGACUUCGAGAAACAGACGCAAACUUGGGGAGAAGCUCCAGAAUUCUGACAGGGAUGUUACGAAGAAACCAAUGAAGCCCUGGCCCAACCCAAGGAGACAUUUGUGAGCUCAAGUCCACAGCACCCGGAAGAAAUCUGGCCCACAUCCUGCCUUCCCUGGGAGAGACAGGGAUGAUGCCCGGGAAGGAACGGGUGCUUUCCUUUGCUGGCUUGUACAUUUACUGUUCUACUUUUCUGAACCAAAAGAUAUGGCCAGUAUUCAAUUAUGUUCCAACACGGACAUACCCAUCUUAUGUUGUUGCCAUUCAUCCAGACUCAUUGAGGAGAUGCGAAAUCCUUGCAUUUUACAGAGAAAACUCACGUCAGACUCAUGUUUUAAGUUGUUAGCUUAGCUUCACAAUUGAUUUCUCUGCCCUGACUCUCAAUCUCUUCCAAUUCAGCCUCCAACCUCUUACCCCAUCCAUACAGAUGUAUCCAAUUAAAGUUAAAUCUGCCUUAAAAUUUUUAAAUAUUACUAUUUUGAUUUCCUGUAAAAAUACCAGCAUUCAAUGAUUGAGUGCCUCCCCAAACUCCCUGAAGUAAUGUGGGUCACACAAUAUACACACACCGUGUCCCCUUCUUAAAGUUCCACAGUCCGUAAUCUUGGAACACAUCUGGACCCAAGGUUUGGGGCAGAGAUGACGGAACUGCAGUGCCACUGACUAUGGGUUGGACAUAAAGGUUAAAUGAGGUGACACCAGAAAGGCACCUCGUGCAGGGCUCCUCUGUUGAUUGUUGUUAUCCCCUCACCACCGUCCUUUUCCAGCUUCCUGCCAGCAUAGACUCCCUGCUCUUCCCUGCCUCGUGCAUCUUGUGUUCCCUUGACCGUGAUGCUCCUAAGACUGGAGAUACAACAGGUAGAGCAUUCUUUCCGUGCUCCUGUGCCUUGCCCCGCACACUAACCAUCUGCACUGUCGCACUUCGGACAUGACCUCACGGUGGGCUUCAGUUUUGUUGUUGUUGCUGUUUAAAAAGCAAAACAAAAAAGAUAGAAAUGAUACCGGAUUUCAGAAAAACAGUAGGAAAUUAACACUAGUUAAUUAUUGCCUAUUGUUAUCUUAGAAGUAGUUGUUAAGGUUAUAAAAUCUGGGCACAAAAAUAAACAAUGACAGCACAAACUGUUCUUUCUGAUGAACUAACAGGUUGAUAGUAUAGUUAUCUGUCUUGUAUAUAAAUACAUACAUGCCUUUAUAUAUGGUUACCAGCAUACAUAAAACCUUUGCCUUUCUUCCUUUUCUCCUUUCCCUUGUCCCCGUUGUCCUUUCCCUUUCAUUAUUACAAUGUCUGUUGUACAUUUUGGAUCUUAUUAUUUUAGCCUUUUAUUUUUAUUAUUUUUUACACUAGGGAGACAAUACCAUAUUUAUAAAUGUGUGGUUGAUUUAUUUCACUUGUAAAUAUGGUCUCAAGUUGCCUCAAUUUACCUAUAAAAGCCUCAAGAUUAACCGUUUUAUAGCUGAGUAAUACUCCAUUAUAUAAAAAUGCUACAUCUUUUUAUCCAUUCUGUGGUUGAUGGACAUUUGGAUUGUUUCCAAGAUUUAGCUAUUACAAAUUGUGCUGCUAUAAACAUAGGUGCACAUAUUAUUGCUGUCGCUUGACUUUUUCAGUUUUUCUGGGAAAAUACCCAGAAGGGGAAUAGCUAGAUUGAAUGGCAUGUCCAAUCCUAGUUUUUUGAGGAAUCUCCACACUGAUUUCCAAAGUGGUUGUACCAGUCUACACUCCUACCAGCAGUGGAGAAGAUUUCUUCUUUCCCCACAGCCCUGCCAAUAUUUUAUAUCAGUUGAUUCUUGAUGGCAGCCAUUCUUUCUGGAGUGAGGUGGAAUCUCAAUGUUGUUUUAAUUUGCAUUUCUCGAAUGACCAGUGAUGUGGGAAGUACUUCAAAGAAUCAACAACUGGGAUCUCAUUUUAUUAAAAAGUUUUGUACUUCAAAAGUCACCAACAGAGUGAAGAGAAAACCCACAGAAUGGGAAAGAAUCUUAGCCAGCUGUCCCUCAGAUAAAGGAUUUUAUCUAGAACAUAAAAAGAAUUGAAAAACAUCAAGUCCCCCAAAAUCAAAGACCAACUCCAAAAAUGAGCAUCUGAGAUAAACACACACUUCUCAGAUGAAGAUAUACAAAUGGCAAAUGAAUACAUGAAGACAUGGGCUUCAGUCUUUAAAGCACGCAGAUAUUACAAAGUCUGCGUGACCUAUGUCCAUGUGUUUACUUGUGUACAUUUACAGUGCUUCUUUCUAUAUACUUUUGUGGCAUAGUUGAUUGUUUCUUCAUUUAACUAUUAGUGUUUAUGGAAAGAAUAAGGAAAUCUCUAACUUUAUCCUCUAGCAUAGUUGAUGAAAAUAUGUUUUUUUAUUGCUAAGUUUUAAAAUGUUCUUUUAUUAGUACAAGUCUGCCCAUAUCCACAGGAUAGAGGUUCCAGUACCCUCUGUAAACCCUAUGUAUACAAUGCUUUUUUCUAUGAUAGAAGUUUAAUUUAUAAAUUAGGCCAAGAGACUAACAACAUCUAAUAAUAAAACAGAACAGUUACAUUAAUAUACUGUUGCUGAGUGUGGUGGCGCAUGCCUAUAAUGUCAGCGCUUGGCAGUCUGAGAGAAGAGGAUUGCUGCAUGUUCCAGGCCAGCUGGCACUACCUAGUGAGUUGAAGAUCAGCCUGAAUUACAAAGCGAGACCCUGUAUCAAAAAAAAAAAAAAGAAAAGAAAAAGAAAUAAUAGUAAUAACAUAUUGUUAAGUAAACCAUUAAGUAAGAUAUGUGAAUUAUUUAUUUCUGAAUUUUAUCUAUUAUUUUGAAAUCAUGAUAUAACUGAAAUGACAGAUGAGGGAGAACUAAUCUAUCUUCAGUUUUUGAGAUUGUUGUCAGAUGAAAGUGUGUCUCACCGUUUCCCCUGUGAGUGCCAUAGGGUCAAGUGCUCUUUCUGCAAGCAAUUCUAUGUCUUUGUUGUCCUGGGCUGCCCACAGUCCUUCAGUAACAGAUGCUCUAACUGUGUGCAUAACACAACAGGCCCUCUGGCCCUGCAGCCCCAUGUCCCAGCACUAGGAGAUGUGACUGUUUCCAGCCCAACAUGGGAAUGACUGUGGUAUGUGAAUGUAUCCUGCCCCAUCCAAAGUCAGCUCUCCUUCGCUUCGUUUCCCCUUCACUGUAUCUCACAAGUGCUCACAGCCAAGCUGCUGCUACCAGUAAUGCCUUAGAACUGAUAGAUCUUAUUUUCCUGAGCUUUACCAAGUGAACGUGCCUCCAAAGCCAUUUCUGGGACCCAAGCAAGUGUGAGGCACUGACCCCAAAGGCCAGAAAGAGAUGAGAAACCACUCACUUUGUAGGAGAAUUGUGCAGGGUCGCUCAGAUGACAAGUGGCAGAGCUAGGUUUUGUGCCCAGUCUUUAAAGGUCGACCUCACAUCUAUCGAGUUGUACUAAUUCACUUCAUUCCAAAACCUUUUCCUUCCCUCUCUCCGCCUAGCACUGAGCACAUGGCCUCUGGUCAGCAUUUGCUACACGUGCACACACAAAACAGACAUCAAGACCUCAAAACAGGAUUCAUUAUGUUUCUGAGCACCUUUGAACCAAACUUAGGAUCCUGCAAUUUAACUUCGAUUUAAAAUAAAUUUAUUAUAAUACAGAAUUCCAGAUAAUUAUUCUAAGCAAAACUUACUGCCUGUACUCCACUCAUGUUCUAGAAAGUCUGUUGCUUCUCCUCAUCUAACUAGGAAUAUUUCUUUGACUGUUAAAUACAGUACAGUCCUCUUAGCUUUAUUCUGAGAGCCACCAUUCAGAAGUGGUGGGGCACUCUUUAAUUACAUGGGGGGCAGCCGGCAGGGGCCCUGCUUUCAAUGCCCUGGCACCUGCAGAAGGAAGGCUUUCUAUCUGAUAACCCCUCCUGUGCCAGUAACCCAUGGCUGAUUACAUGGGCGGAACUCUCUCAUACAGAACGAGCGUGUUUGCCAAGACGAGGUGAAGUAUCUUGCAAGUCCACUUGUUCCAGAAGAAAGACAGGAUAAGGAAAGUGGCAGUAGCGGUGAUAGGCGAGGAGUUUUUCACACUGGCAAGCGUGAGCUGAUAAAGCUAACCUUUCAGGCAGAUGCUGAGGGUCUGGGAAGCACGUCGCAGGCCAAAACUAGCUAAGCAAAUUUGACUUGGCUUUCCAGUUUAUAAUGGAAAGCAUUUGCAAGGAGAAACAAAACCCAACAUUCACUGCUGUUAUGAGUGAUGGAUUUAACUUAUCUGAUAGACUUUUCUGCUAAAGAAAUCAAUGGAAUCAUUUCUCACAUGCCUGCAAUAUAAAGUUUCUUGUUAAAAAUAUAUUAGUCACAAUAUUCUCAGUCUUACAAUGCUUUGUCUUCAGAUCAGGAAUGUUUGCAUUGUGUAUCUCAUUUAAUCGCUACAAGACCCCUGCGGAGCUAGUCCAGUUUACAGGUGGAGACAAUGGGGAUCAGAGAGGUUCAGUCAUUCACCCCACCCUGCCACAUAGGCAACAAGUGGUAGAGGCCAGGAUUGAACCACGACAGCUAGGCUGGGAGCCUGCACAUUUAUUCACUCGUGCAGAGAAGCCCUUGUGCACCAUUACCACCUCCCUUCUCGGGCUCCUCCUUGCCUCUGAACACCUGUGCAGGGAGGGUACCUCAGGAGGCGCCCUUCAUGCCCUUUGUGGGGUGAGUAAAGCAAACAAGCAAACAUCAUCUGCCAGGAGUACUCUUCCUGGCAAUUGUUCUUAGUUUUUCUUUGGUAUAUAGAAUAAAACAUUACAAUAUAAGCAAGUAAGCAGAAAAAGUGUUUCUUGGUCCCUAAAAACCUUGCUAUGGCCUUUAUUGAUCUCUGAGUUGUGUGAAAAGAAGUACUUAAAUAAGACAGAAAAGUGUGGUAAACACAGAUUACUGCAAAAUAGCCAAGGCGUGGCGCUGCCUCCUAGGGAGCAGAAACCAGGUGCCCUGGGUGCCCAUGUAUACUAACCAUUCCACCAGGUCAUUUUUGAAAAGUCCCUGUGAAUAGUGGUCACACUCACAUGACCUAGAGGAGGCUACCGUGAUGAUCCAAUGCCUGGUCCAGGGGUGUCAGUACCUACAUUAUGGCUGGCAGACCGACACAGAGAGCAGUGGAUGGCCAAGGCAAUGAGAGAGACCAUAGGAGAACACGCGCUUUUCCUAGGUGGAAAGAUGAGGCUCAGGGAGAAGACGUGAGUAGCUGAAGGACAGUCUGCUGGUUGAGUGGACCUUGCAGUAGAAUUGCUACCAGGACACCCCUUCACUGGACAGCUGCUGACGUGCCUGCCUCAGGCAGCAUUACCCACACAGAUACUCCCCUGGCCCACCUGCACCCCUGGCCCACAGCACCUCAGGAUAUACCGUGUCUGUGUAGCCAUCCAGUUGGGCCUUGCAUCUGAACCUUGUUCUGCAAAGACUGACUCGCUCAGAGGCUGUGCCCUUGUUAUCCCCAGGUGGUUAGAUUCACAGUGCAGAGCAAUAAAAGUUAUUUAAAUUAGCUCUAUUCUAUCCAUACAGUUAGUGACUCAUCUGCAGUAAUACACAUUAUCACCUUCCCGAGCCAGUCAAGUUCUCUCCAGACUUUAUCCCACAGCAGACAUGCGUGGAGAUUGCUCAACAAGUUCUUUAUUGCUUGUUCUGAAAGCAAGAAGUGCCCUGGACUAUACUUGUACAGGUACUUCAACCACAAAUGGUACCUGUCACUCCCCCUGCCUUGAGGUACUUUAACCGAAUAUACUUGGAGGGUUGAGAAAAUUAAACUGUUGUUCACAUCAAUUCAUCUUUGCCCAUAAAAUAUUUCUUAGGAAAUACUUUUAUGUGCUUUAAAUACAAUAUUCUUAUCAAACCUUGAUGUUACAGAUUUAACUCAUUCAAAUUACAGACACAAAUAUCAUGUGACUCACUCACUAAAACCAGUCUACAUUGCCAAACAAAAUAAACAAAGUAGACUCACUUUCUGACAGAACGAGUUUGACUUCAUUUUUUCAGUUUAAAUAAAUGUGUUAGUUCAUGGCCGGAGUACAGUGUCACGUCUGUGUAAUUCUAAAGUGGAAAGCUGGUAAGGAGGCCUCAGGCAGGUGUGUGAAGCAAGAACUUCAAUUUUCUCUGCAAAUUCAUCACCUGGUAGACAUUGAUCCUACUGCCAUCAGCCUUGUUCUCAGAAAACUCUCCAAAAAACUGCAUUCUUUGGAAAUAAGUUACUUGUACCAGCCCAUUCCAUAGUACAGAUGCUCUCCAUCUUACCAUGCAGUGUGUCCCGGUCCGCUCUCUGUUUAGUGAGAAGAUCUGAGUCAGAAGUGUACUCAACAUAGCUGACCUGUGGAAUGGAUUCCCAGACCUUGAAGUGCGGUCCUCAAUCUCAGGACCCCACAGCUUACUGGGAGUUACAUUUGCCCAGGAAGAGACCCAGAUUCAAAGUGCUUUCACUGAACAUUCUCACGUUCUCACCAUUGUAAAGUUGAACAAUCAUAAAAAGAAUCAUCACAAAGCAAGGACCAUCUGGUUAUCUGAAUUCAAACCACUGCCAUACAGGCAGAGCACCCUGUUUCUUCCUUGACUCCCAGCAGCAAUAGCUAACAUCAUCUCUUCAUUUGGCUCUUACUAAAAUGGGAGAAAGCAGUUGAGGAGGGAAAGGGGUGAAGAAUUGAAGGAUGCCCAGAUCACAUGUUCUCGGAAGACUGGAUCAGCAGAUCAUUUAUAUAGAAGUGAGGAUUGAGAGACUGAGUCUUUUAAACUUAGCUAUAUCCUCGUUUAAAGACCUCAAGGAGAAUCUUUACAUGUACUGACAAGAGGGGAUUUGCAGAAUGUUCAAAGUAACAUUGGAAUCGCAGAAAUUUAGAAGGAAAUUAAAUAUUCAUUGGUUGGAGGAGAAGGCCAACAUAAUAGAAUACGAUACGACAGAAUUAAUAGAUGUGCAUCAUGAAGCUGUUACAUUGAUCCAAAGGGUAAUUUCAAAAAUGCUAAAUGUAGAAUAUUAUGCAUGAUAAUAGAUACAUAAAUAUGCAGUAAAACUAUAAAGACAAGAACUGAAGCAUACCCUUACUUUAGGGCUGGAGAUGCCUGGAGAUAGAGAUGAAUAGAGGCGAAAUGUUAAAUGUAUUUAUAGGACAUUUUCCUUCCAAAAGAGCAACUCAGUCUUCUUCAUUAUUAAAUAGUUGAUUGCGUUUUGGGAAAAAAACAAAGAGGCUGAUUUUUAGGUAUGCAUCUUGUGCAGGUGUCCAGUGGGGAACAGGGCUUUAACCUUUCACCUUUUACCUCGGAUACAUUCACGGCCCCAGCUACAGGUUUACAAGAAUUGUAUCUUGGAAAAGGUUGCAGCUGGUUAGCAUGGAGACUCUGCACAGUCAUUCUUGAUUUUUUAAAAAUGAAAUUGGACAAAGUACAUGAAGGCUCCUGUAGAAUGGCUUUAAUUUGUGUUUAGGAAUGCAUAAUUUUAUCAGGGUCUCUGUAAUUAGAUAUUGUGCAAUAGAAUAAAAAGCAAAUACUGCUUGUUCCAUGGCAACAAAAGCCUUUAAUACCUCACUAUCUUUGAGAUAACGAAUGUUUCCAUAGACAAAUGUAUCACAUGAGAUUGUUUAAAUACACAUCCAAGAAAAAAAUGAAAGCUUCCCUAUUGCUUUUCCCGUGUGUAAGAGUGAGUACAUAAACAUCUGUUUUGUGCUUCUGUUUUAAUAUUGCAUGCUGGAUUUGGGUGGUUUUUUCCCUCCUUUUUCUGUUUGAAUGUUGAUAGUCCUGUAAAAGUAAUGUCAAGGCUUAAAUUUCAUUGCAUAUAAAGUACCUAUCUUUUAAGAGAAGUAAAAAUGAAAUAAUACUAUGGAUGCCUUCUGCUUAAGGAGUAAAAAAGAGCACACUGAUAAGGCAAAGCACUGACAGCUCGAGGGCAGGAAAUAGGCCUUUCUCAUCUCGUCUCUGCAACCCCAUGUCUGGUAUUGCCAGGCACAGAGAGAGGUGCACAGUAAUGAACUCCCUCCCAAGUAGCUCUUCAGAUAGAGGAAAUGGCCACGUUAAGUAAUACCUAGGGAAAGACCUUGCGAGCGUCACUGCUGCUUCUAGACGAUGCAGGGAAGAUGCUGACCUGAUGUCACAGGGCAGGAAGUGGAGAGUUUGGGCUGAACCAAACUCUACACCUACCUUAAAGCGUCCAGUCUAAGCUUUGCAAAAUUACAAAGUAUACUCAUUUGCACUGCUGCCUAGACUAUGUAGGAAGUUAAUUCUAGCAUGACUUUUGGGUUAUAUUUUAGUUUCUGUUCUGUUUUUCCAAUCCAAGAUGGCAAAAUCCCAAACAGGAUAAGAAUUCUUCCUACCAAGUAUCAGUUUUACCCAGGUAUAGACGCAGGGUCACUGCUCUUUGCAGUAACAUAGUACGAGUGUCAGCUCUGUGCAGGAAGUUGGAAGCACCAUGUUCUCUUUAUCCAACAAGCAUUGGUGUCUCAUUGAAAUCCAUUUGUCUUGUCCACCAAGGAGAGCCUCGAAAAGGAAAAAGAAAACCCAGCAAAGUAGCCCACACCCAGAGAGAAAGAAAGAGUCGGUGGAAUGCAAGAGCCUGUGGGUGUAUGGUCUACUAGUCAUGUGAACUUCGUCAUUGUUUGAUUUUAUUUUAUGUUAAAAUUUUACUUUUAUUGGUACAUUUGCUGUGCACGGUGAUUGCAUUCCUCAUUAGGAGUGAUAGACGUGUACAUAACACAUCCUACUCUUUUUCAUCCCCCUUCUCUCCCUCCAUCUCUUGUUCCCCUUCCCCGUAGCGAAAGACCUAUCUCCCUAUUUUCUACUGUCUUUUAUUUUGCUCAUUAUUUAUAUUUUUGGAUUCUCAUAUGAGAGAAACCAUGUGAAAUUUAAGUGCGCAUGUCUGAUUUAUUUCAUUUGAUAUUAUGGUCUCAAAGAGUAUCCAGUAUUCCUACAAAUGACUCAAAUUUAUUCUUUAUAGCAGAGUAGUAUAUAAAUACCACACUCUGUGUAAAUACCACAUUUUCUUUAUCCAUUCAUCUGUUGAUGGACAUAUGGACUGUUUCCAACAUUUAACUAUUAUGAAUUCUGUUGCUAUAAAAAUGGGUACCCAUAUGUCACCCUGAUACAGCAUUUUUUAACUGAUUUGAGAAGAUACCUAGAAGGGAAACAGCUGGGUUGAUCAAGUUAUCAUUUUAAACAGCACUGGUCAGCCACUGCCUUUUGUGCAAUCUGAUACAUCCUUGGAGUGAUCCCUACCUAGUGUUCUGCUCCUCCAGAAUAAUGCCUGCCUGGUUGUACAUAAAUGAUCCUCAGAAGGUCCUUUUCUCCACAAGACUGAUGCUUUCAGAACUGUAAGCCUAAGUAUCUCCUGUUGGAAUUCGUGACAUUGGACAUUUAUAGGUAUCUGCCCUACCUUGACUGAAUUUAGGAAACUAUUUAAUCUUAUUCAUUUCAUUAAUUGCAUUUUUAAAAUUUUUAUUUUAAAAAGAAUGAAACCAAAUAAAAUAAAACUGAGUAAAGUCAAUCAAAACAAAAUAAUGAAAAUGAUACAGGACUUCAAAACAAGAUCAUGGAAAAUCAACAAUGACUACCAUAAUGCUUCUUGUUAUCUUCAAAAUAGCUGCCCAUACCUUCAGACAUAAUUAAAUCAACCAAAACAAAACAGUAAAACCAACCAAAACAAAACAAUGAAAGCAAUACAAGACUUCAAAAAAGGAUAAUAGGAAAUUGAAAAUGACUACCAUAAUAUAUCUUAUCUUCAAAAUACCUACCCAUACCAUCAGACAUAAUAAAAUCAAACAAAACAAAAUGAAAUAAAACCAAACAAAACAAUGAAAACAAUACAGGAUUUCAAAAUAAAACAAUAGGAAGUUAACAGUGGCUACCAUCAUACCUCUUGUUAUCUUCAAAAUAGCUGUGUAACCAUCAGACACAGGCAUAUAAAAUUAACCAAUCAGUAUAAGAACUAAGUUGCCUCUUUACUUCAAUUGUUAUAUUUUCAGAAAUUUCAGGAGUGUGAUCUCUUAUCUGUACUGUGUCUGUGUCUCCUGAACUUGUUCUGUGUGGGCUGAGGUCUGAGAUUGUAGUUUGCUCCUUUGCCUUGACAUUUUCUUUUCCAAAUCAGCCCAUUGCUGCCUCCCAAGUGCUUCUUGCAUUUCUGCCAGUCCUUGGUGCAGGGACUUGGACCAGGCACCUGGGUUCCUCCAAUCUGGAGUUGCUGGAGUGGUGGAGAGGCAAUGGGGGGAUUGUCCACAGAUGCUCCCCCAUGGAGGUGGGACCUUGGGGCAGUGGCUUCUUCUGCAGGACUUCAGGACAUGGCUUCUUCCUACUAGGUCUGUGGUUCACAGUUUUGAUUCGCGUCUGAUAUUUCUUUUCUGAUUUUCUGUCUAGCUGAUUGAUCUGUCUCUCUGUAACAAUGGGAGAUCGAGGUCUCCCAUUACAACUGUUGUUGCUCAUUGAUUUUCCAUGCCUACCAAUGUCUGUCUUAUAUUGUAUGGUGCUCCCUUAUUAGGUGCAUAUACAUUUAGAAUUGUCAAGGCAUUUAUGCUGUCUUCAGCUUUCUCAUUGACCCCAAUCAAUGUGUUAUUCUUCUUUGCUUUAUUUUGUAGCUGUUGGACUGAUUUCUCAUGGUCUCUUGCUAUUUUAAGAUAUCUUUUUUUUUUCAUGAUUACUACCUGUAACUCUGUCUUUAAGGUCUGAAAUUCUAUCCUUUGCAUUGUUUAAUCUGUUGCAUAUACUUUCACUAGAGAUUUUAAUCUCCUAGAUCUCUUUUUGUAUCUGUUUCAUGGAGCCCAUUUCUGUCCUAAGUUGGCCACUUUUUGUCUCCAUCGUUUUCUAAGCUCAUCUAUUCUUUUAUUGGUGUCUUCUCUAAUAUCUUUGAUUUUAUGCAUCACUUCUUUUUGUAUGUGCAAGAUCAUUUUCCCUCUAUAGCCUUUUCCAUUUGUUUUCUCACUUCUUUUGUUAUCGUUUUGAAAGUUCCAGUGUUUGACUUCUAACUUCACCCGUCUCAUUGAGUUCCAGGCUUGUCCUGGGUGGGCUUGGGGUCUGGGACCACACCCCACCUCUGCAUCUUGCCAUUCUCCACCUUUUCUUUUUUCUUUUAUUUUGUCUUUGAUAUUAAUACCUGCCAGCCUCCCAUGAUAUAUAGCUCUACCACUAGCAUUGAGGCCUCUCUCAAGAAGGAAACGAAGUGUUCUUUCCCCAGGGAUGUCCUCCAGAUGUAGUUGCUUCUUUAUAGCUGUCCCAAGAACCUACCUUUCGGUGUUCACAGUUCUGUAAUAAUGUCCAUGUGACAUCCCAGAGAUGUGCUGGGUACGGAGUCAAUCUUAGCAUCCGAAUGUGGGGGCCAGGAUGGUCUUCUGUCGGUGUAGUUCUCCAGGGUGCAACUGCCGUCUUCUCCCCUGCUGCUCCAGACUAUUCCACAUUAUUGGCCUCACUGAUUACUUUGCUUUCCAGAGGUGUGUGCGCGUCUGUAUGCUGGGCUGUUGUCCUGGGUUGUUAAUUGCAUUUAAUGGUGUGAUUGCAAUUGCUAGGCAAAGCCUUAGAAUUUUAAUAGCACUAAGCAAUUUUUUAAUGUGUACUGUAAGGUAAACCCUUGGGAGAAUAUUAAAAAUAUUGUAAGAAGUGAAGAAAGAGAUUGAUACGUGAUUAGAGAGGCAGAGAAACAGGUUAAUUUUCCCUAUCAAUAUUAUGAAUAUUCUUCUGGAAGCAUAGAAAUCAUGCCAUUCCUCAGAUUUAUAGAACAUUGUCUUCUAAGUAACUCAAAGUGCAGUUUGAGGCAUUGUCUUAUUUAUCAUAAUGUGAUCCCUAAAAAGCGAAGAACAGUUCUAAAACAAACUAACCAACUACGCAGCACCUUGAACAUCACAGGGAAGUAUUUAAGACAUAAUUUAAAAUAUCAUCUCUUUCCUCUAAAAUUGGGUCUUUAGAAGUAUUUAUAGGCACCUUUGUAAGGCAAACCAAUAAAAGACUGACACUAAUUAUCUCUUCACUGAAACAAAGUCAUGGAAUAAGAGUCUGGGACUCCACGCUGCACGUUAUACAUUUCACAGUAGUGUAAAAAGCAAGUCACAGAUAAGGAUGGAUAAUGUCAGGUACCUGCAGAGGUAAGGAGUUGCUCUCUGCUGUUGUUGGUUGUGCAAUGACAUUGAGUUCUUUAAAUCAGGAGGCAACUUUGCUCAGCGAGUAAGUAGUUUUCAUGAUGGCAGAGUAGGCAGAGGUUGGGCAGCAGUGUCUCAUGGCUACGGUUUACCUGGUCCUGUCCAAUCUAGUUCCAGGAUAGUGACUACAAAUGUUCACAUGCAUCUUUGUAAACAAUAAUUAGAGCCGAGCAUGGUGGUGCAUUCCUGUAAUCCAAGCACUUGGGAGGCUGAGGCAGGAGAAUUGUUUGCAAGUUCAAGACCAGCCUAGGCUACAAAGUGAGCCUAAGGCCAGCCUGAACUGCAUAGCAAGACCCUGUCUCAAAAAGACAAAAAAAAAAAAAAAAUUAGAUCUCUUUUAACUCAGAAUUGAAAGAAGGUAUGUCUCUCUUCUCAAGUUGAGAAGAACUAAAGUAAUAAUGUAGACCUAAUUAUACAUAGCUGACUACAAACCGAAAAUAUAUUUUUAAAAAAUUGUUGGUGAUAUGCAGUCACGAGAGGGUUGCUGGUGUUAAUCACCAGUUGCUCCCCUCUCCUCUGCGGUGAAACCCACUGACAGGAGCCACCAGGAUGGAGCCCAGCCUGGCCCCAGAGCCUCCUUUGUUGUCUACUGGUUCUGUUUUGCCCUCUCAUCCUCUGGGUCCCUUCAUAGCGCUGCUACUUUGAUUACACUAUUGACUACUCAAAAUCAGAGCAGAUAUCCCGUUACAGAGGAGUCUCUGUCUUACCCACUGCACUUCCUGAAAGAAUAACUUGCACAUUUCAUCCACUGCAUUUCUUUUGCUCUACUAUUUUCUGAUCUUUGUGCUUUUUGAGGAAUCAUUGAAAAUGCUGAAGGUAUUAUUCUCCUUGGGAGGAAUAGUCUUUGGGAAAAUGUAUCUUCUCCCUGCUGUGGUUUUCAGGGUUUCAUAAGGCCUGUUUGCUUUAGGUAGAUGAAAAACAGCUGAAAAGACUCAGUGUCUCUUCCACUGAGUAAAUCAUGAAUCGUUUUCUGUAUCAAACAAUCCAUGCAUGGUAUUGCUGCAUCUGGUGCCUUCUUGGUAAUUUUCUAUUUGCCUUCUUAAAAUCUAUCACAUGAGGUUGUGAUAAUGUGGCAGUUUCUCUUUUAGGGUGCAGUUCAGCCUCUUUUUGGUUCUUCAGCUCACUUUCCUGAACUAUUCUUUUCCGUAUGAUAGGGAUCUAUCAUUUAUAGACACUAAAGCCAUAUACUUUAUAAAUCAAGUAAGACAUAGACUGAAUUGUAUGUGUAUUUUACAUAAAAAGUCUUAUAAAUUAAGUCAGAUAUAGUCAUACAUUGGGGAAAUCACCUUUUAAAAAUAAAAUAGGUGCUGCCCUUGGAAGAUAGGGAUAUAUGAGCUCUUCUCCAUGUAACAUAUAUAGAGUUGUGAUGUAUUAUAGAUAUUAGACUCAACAACUUAUUUUUGCAAAAGACUUCUUUGCCAGGUUUAUAUAGAUGAGAGAAAUAAUCAGGAAAAUCUCUCUGUUUAAUAUAGUGAAAAUAAAACCCUUAAUCCCAUAACCAGCAACAAAGAACCCCAUGUUCCCAAGUCACUUUUCUCAUCUCUGGAGAAAGAUUGAGCUCAGCUUAUGGUUUUUGUUUUUGUUUUUGUUUGGAUUUUUUUUCCCAAAGCUGCUGUUCUCUUAAUGUUAGACUGUAUGCAAAUCCUAGGACGAGUUUCUUCUACUUGAAAAGUGUGCAUUUUCCCACUAGGGUAAUUGUUUACUCUUGAAACUAAACCUGUAAUUACUGUUAUCUAAUGAUUUUAUAGCAUGGUGUGCACCAUUUGAAAAGAAAUUUUUCCAUCUUUUUUUCCACUGGCCAUUCAGAGAUACAAUCUGGUGAUGAAAAUUAGCUAUUUUCCACUAGUGUAGGGAAAAAACACUCUGCAAAGGCAAAAAUGGACUCCCCCUGCCUCCAGAUUUAUGUUUCUGCCUGCACAGAGUGGAAGUAGCCAGGAGCAGAGUAGGAUUAUUCUCUGUGAAUACAUUUUUAUGAAAAGAAUUCUGUAUUUCUUUCUCUCUAUGGAUGGGAAAGCCUCUAUCUUAGCCUGUAUCCAUGACUUUGUGGGGCUUAUAAAAGAGAAAGAAAAUCCUCCUAGGAAGAAACGCUUUAGGUCAGAGUGAGCAGCACCAUCACAGAAUUUCCAGGCUUCCUUUCCAGGGUUGAGCUUAAAACUGGAAGAAAAAAGAACACUGCUAGCACAAGUAGGAGUUGCGGAGCCAGGAAGAGACUGAGCACACAAACCCCUUGCUGCAGUUGUACGUGGUCCCUGAUGGGAUGGAAACGUGAGAGCUGGACCACCAAAGAAAACUGCAUUAGCACUCUGCUUGGGACACAACUGCAGCUUACAAGAAAACUUUAGGAAAUUGCUGGGCCCAGAGCAAGAACAUAGACAUUCCUGAGGACGAACAACCAAGGGGAAAGGAGCUAUUUACUUUCUCGGGAAGUUAUGAAAUCUCACAUGUAAAACAGUCAUAUUUUUGUAUUACUUGACUUAACACUCCAGGAACUUACCCCAAGCCAGCUGUGGCUCCCAUGUUGCCCUGCUUAUUAAAAUUCCCUCCUGUUGAUUCCCACUCCCUUUACCCCGACUCUUGCCUGCCCUGUUGUCCUUCAGUUUCUUCUCUGUGUAAUUCUGGAACGUGUCUUUUCACUGCUCCCAGAAAGUUUCCUUUAAUAGCAUAAAAUAUGCUAUCUACAAAAGUGAAGGUUUGCUGUAGAAAUUCUGGAGAGUUCUGAAAAGUGCCAAAUGCAAAGGAAAAUAAUUCUAUCCCCUGUGCAUUGCACCACAGUUAACUCUUUAGUGGUACAAAGUUGUUACGUCUUUUAAGCAUUCAGACUAAUCCUCUGAUGACAAGAACUUAAGAAAUCCCUGAGAUACAGUAUGAGAUGGUCAUCCUGGAAGACCAAGGCCACAUUUUCCCUGUCUCAAGCCCUGAAUGCAGGCAGCACCCUCCAUGUGCAGCGUCCACAAACCUAGGGUUUCAGAGAAACCCACAAUCAAGAACAAGACCAGAGAAGAAGAAAUGUGUUAGUCCUUUUCACUCAGAGAAACUAUAAGUGCCUUUCUCAGCUGCGUCCUUUUCCUUGAAAUAUUGAAAACGUGUUAAGAUGAUUUGGGGGCCAGGCCUGAAAGAGGUUUCCCAGACUGCCCAGAAGAUGAGUUUAUUCACCUUUGAGAAGGAACCAUUGUCACCGAGGCUGGAGCCCCACCAUCUUCCUUUGGCAUCUGCAGGGUACAGAGUGAAGAACAGUGGCGGGCCAGGAGGGCUUGGUACCCAUGUGCUGCCCACCCGCCAGCGUCUGUGUGCAGACAAAUGUCCCUGCAUGGAGCCUCGCCCACAAACAAAUUACAAAACUGCCAUUUGUAAUCCCCAAACAGUUCUCUGUCAUUUAAUGAGAAAAUUCAUCUUAUUUUGCCUCCAAGCCCUGUAGCCUUAUUGCAUUUGCACAUAUUUCAAAAUGUUUCAAGUACUGACCAGAUAACAUUAAUGACUACAUAAGAUAGGCAAAUGCUUUUAAACAAAAAAUAAAUAAAUAAACGUGUGUGCGUGUAUGUGUGUGUGUGCGUGUGUGUGUGUGUGUGUGUGUGUGUGUGUGUGUGUGUGUGUGUGUAAAGUUAAUUCUGUCUGGAGCCAAACAGGUAAUUUUCCCUUCAGCAUUUUUUCAGUCAGCUAAGACAAGUUGGCCUUUGAGCACAGUCAGCCUGUCUGCAGGCUGGCUUGGCUUACAUACCAGGGCGGGAGUUUCUGCAGAGACAGACAGCAGGAUGAUCUGAUUGGCUCCCAUCCAGAGCAUGCUCACAAGGGCCUCUUUGACGAAGGGUUCUUGGUAAGUACUGUACCAAAAGCAGCCUGCCACCCUCCUUUCAAAGAUACCCAUUUAGAGUAAUUCCCAGAAAGGGAAAAAACAGCAAGAAACAAAAAAGGAGGGAAGUGAGGGAGAAAGAGCUGAAAACUCCAGGAUUAUCACAAGAAUAAUUAUGCUCCCUGUCAUAGAGAAAGGGGGGAAAGUUAUUACAAGUAAACUGCUGGAUGUUGAAGUGACUGGUUGGCAACUGUGGAAGAACAUAAGGAAUGUGCAAUUAAGCUCAUUAAAACAUCAUCAUUAUGCUUAUCAAUCUUUUUCCAAAAGAGGUAGGGUGAAGCAGUGUGUUAAGGCAUGACUGCUUCUGCAGAUAACGAUCCAGGACUACCUGACUUGCUGUUCUCAGCAAACAAAAUCAGCUAGCAGCCUUUGCAGCUAGGCAGGCUGGCUCCAACCCACCCUGGAGUUGGACCUGAACUCUGGCCAAGACAUGGGGGGGGAGGGGGGCUGGCUGCACUCAUGACAUGAGUCCUGAUCAGAAAGGCAAACUUUUACUAAGCACCUGUGAUACAACCAACCCUGGUGUGCAUGAGGAAGUUCAAAAAUUCUGUGCCUGAUGGGAGCCCCGCCUUCUAGGCCCUGUUAGCUUAGGUGGGGAGGUGAAAGCUGGUUGUUCAUUCAUUCGCGCAACAAAUACUGAGAGGCAGCCAAGCACAGGCGUCCUGCUAAAUGUGCUAGGACACAGCCCCGUCCUCACCAUCCAGCCGGAGGCGUGGUCCACACAGCCUCAGUGACGCAAGCUUAGCAGCAUGGCGAGCACUGGAGGAGGAGGUCGAGGUGCAGCGGGCACACAGGUGGGGAGCAGUGCUACAGACACACUGGCCCCAAUUCCCACUGCUCCUGGAGGAAGACCAGUGUCUCUCUCUUGCUUUCACUUUUACUCUUGCUUUCCUGCUGUGGGUUUUAAUGACAUUUUUAUAUUAAAAAUAUUUGUUUCUUGUUGAAAAUGAGACACAUGCAGAAAAUGAAAAAAAAGAGAAGAAAAAUCAUAUGUAAUAUGGCCACCCAGAAAUACCUACUUUAACACUUAGGUCUAUUUUCUUCCAGUAUUUUGUUGUUGUUUUGUUUUGUUUUGUUACAAAAUAAGAUUAUUGUCGGUGUCACUCCCGGCCGGCAGGAAAAACACACGACAGAUUCUGACGGUGUGCAACCUUGUCUUUAUUUGUCUCCGCGUGGGCCCCUCGAGGCCUCUGCUUUGCCACCAGUCCUUUCUCGCCGGUGGACUUUCUCUAUCUCUCUCGUGCUUCUCUCUCGUGGCAGGAGAGGCAUUCACUUUUAUAGGGUAACAGUGGCCAAUCAAUUCAAAGCGCGCGAUGCGGGCUGAUUGGCUAACAUCAGUUGUUGCUAGGCAGACUAUCUUACAGAGCGGGUUGUUUAAGUCGCCGGGGCAAUCAGGGGGCAGGAAUCAGGCGCCAACUUGGCUCACUCGAUGGGAGGGGUAAUUUAGCUCAGGCUUUGCCUUUUCCUACAGGCCUUACGUCCGCCAAGUAAGGCGACCGGGCUCGGCCGCGGCUCCCAACAGAUUAUUGUUUACUUGUUCUACAUGACAAUAAUGUGAACAUUUUCCAUAUUAUUAAAUAUGCUUCAAUCUGUUGUUUAGAAAGUCUGCACAGCUUAACCAAUCUUCUCCCCCGACCCCCUGGAGAUCAAACCCAGACCUGCACGUAUGCCAAGCACAUGCUGUAGCUCUGAGCUACACCCUCAGCCCAAGCUGAAUCUUCUACUGCUGGAUAUUUUAUUUACAGCUUUUUUGCCAUUAUAAAUAAUAUUUCCCUAAAGAUCUUUGUAUGUAAUUACAAUCACUUAUUUUACAUCCCUGCACUUAUUCACAAAUGAGAUUUAUGUCACAAUUACCUGUAAAAUUAUGGAAAGUUAGAUGAUACAAAGCAGAGUAUAAUUAUGGGACCAGUAGUGCAGAUGAGCACCUGUAGAACAGAGAUUUCCUGGGGAUUGGCAGCCUCAGAGGCUUACCAAAAAGGUGGCUCUUGAACCUGAUGGUCCAGACCCACAUUACAACUGCAAGUGGUCCAAAAACUUUGGCUUACACUUUGGCCUGAGCAUCUUUUUCUCCACCAGCUAAGUUCAAGCAGCCUUGUUCACCUGUGUCAACUGCACAUCUCAAGUUCAAGUUCAGUGAUCCAUGGAGGUUUCACCUGGGUGCAGAUUAAAACGAUUCCUGGCCCUCCUCCCAGACCUGCUCAAUCAGUACCUGUGGGACAGGAUCAAGAAAUUUGCAUUUUUAAAAUGCUCCUCAAGGCAGUUCUAGUGCAAGGUAUGCAAGAUCCAGGGUUGCAGGAGGAACGCUUGGCCCCAACGACAUACCAGGUGCCGUGGUCCAAAGCAAGGGCUCUGGUUAGAGCCGGGACUCAGACCCUGGCCCGCCGCUCUGUACCGUGUGGCCCUGGGCAUGCUGCUUUGCUAACUUUUAUGUUUGGAAUAAAAGGAAGAUAAUAAUAGAAAGAGCCCUCCAGGAAUGGUUGCAAGAACUAAUUGCAAGGAGUGGUCAUUCCUACACAUUAUUGCUUGCUAAAGCAGGAGAUCAUGGAGCCAUUUCCCUUACUUAGCCUUUUGUCUGGCUAGAGCUAAGCUCACCAUGAAGCUCUGGUUUGGAAAAUGACCCCCCCCCACCCGCAGGGGUCUCCUGCCAAAUGCCCUCCAAGGCCUUCACCUGGUGUUUUCCGGACCCCGUUGGCUAGCAGAAGGAAGCUGUGUGAUACCAUCUGAGUGAUGCAAACGUGUCCUUGGAUAAGCACCAAGUUAAGCGAUGUUGGGAGGGCAGGAGCAGCCCAAAGAAGCCUGAUGUGAAGAGGUGUGACUGGAGAAACUGCAGGAGGAAGCAGCUUGACUUUCACUCCUGGUCUGAUCAUGGUAGUAUAAAAAUGGACCCAAAGGUCUUCAGGUGGAAGACCAGGUUUUAGGUUUCAUUUAUUAGCUGUUGUUAAACCCUGUUAAACCCACGUUCAUUCCACACAAACUGGAGAGAUAGAUCACUUUCCUCUUACUACUGAAGUACAUGUCAUGUCUUGAACUGUUGAUACUUCUUAGCUUUGUUUUUGGGCCAGGGAUCGAACUCAUGACCUUGCGCUUUCCAGGCAGGCGCUUAUGCCACUGAGCUAAAUCCUUAGCCCCAUGUCUUGAACUGUUAAUAAACUCAGUAAGAUCUAUUUCUUAUUCCCCAAAUAUAUUAGGUUUGUUCACAUUCUCAGCAUUCAGUGACUGCAUUGGGAAGCUUUUGGUUGGUUGUUUUUGUUUUGUUUUUGUUUGUUUGUUUUGAAACACAACAGACACAAUCCAGCUGCAAAACAUUUUUCCAAAAGACUUUUUUCCUCAUCUCCAGCUUGGAAAUUUGCAUUCAAGGACUCCUCCCAGCCAGCCAUACCUUCCAGAAAGUAUAUAAGGAAAUUGUGUCUCAUUGGUUCAAGAAGCAGAUUCCAAGGAACUGAAUUCUUCUUGAUCAUCCCCCCGGAGCUUCCACCCAUGGGUGCCCUCCCAUCCACAGCACCCAUUGCUACAAGUGGCCCAGUUUCCUCAUGCUGGGGUGCUCCGCAGCCGCAUGAUCAGAAGAUGAGGUACAGGGGGCACCAACCCCAGGAUUCUCAGAGCACUUGGUAAUUGAAUAGGGGUGCACCCCUUAUAAACAAGUGAGACUAAAAUGCAUUUACUUCCGAGAAGGGCCAUCUUGGGCCAAAGACAGCAUGGGCAAUACAGUACUGGAGCCAGCUCAGCAUGAAUUGCAAAGAGCCAGAAAUAAAAAGAGGAGGGGUAGUGAAAAUAUAACCAAGGGGAAGCAUAAACACGUCCACACCAAGGAAUAGAAUCUAGGGAGGUGAAAGUAAAUGCUUGAGCAAUUUCAAACUAUCCUGUUCUAUUCUAAAAUGUUUAAACAUGGCAUCAAGAGUCAUCACAAGGAGUUAACAUUUGUGGUAUGUUGAGUUGCUGGGGGCUGUGUUGAGGCAGGGGCAGAAAAGAGAUUUUAAGGAAAAACAGAAAGCUGGGAACAAUCCAGAUGUUUUGUUGAUCCAUGAUAUUAAGUUCACAUUUGAUUUAAAAAGGCAGAAAUAGGACAUAGAGCCCUUCCUUGGCAGCCUGCUUCUGUUUUAGUGAUAAUUGAACCAAUUAUACAUGUGAACAUUGAGGUUUUUAUUUUUAGAUCAAGAAAAUAAUGAACAGCAACCUCUUACACAGGCCUAUGCAUACCAUGACUGUAUGUUUUGAGAAGUCUGCUGUCUUUAACAAAGUGAUUGCAAGAGCUUUGCUCUUUUGUAAGGUGAAAAACAGAAAAUUACAAUGCUAUGCCAGUGUUUGUUGAAGUGAUCAUCCUGAGAUUGUGUGGGGCUUAUCUCCUGGUGUGAUCAGCAUGGCCCUCUCAAAUAGAGCUGUCUUAAAAACACAGAUCCACCAGUAAGAUGUGUUUUAAUUUUGGUCUAACAGCUUUAGGAUUACCCCUCCAGCCUGUAUCUCCAGCUUUUGUACAAACAAGGAGCUUACACAAAACUCCGAUUAUAAUGGUGACUUGAGGGAAGCAAAGCCUUGUUUGGUUGAUUGAGUUAUGAUUGUACAAAGAACAAACAAAGGCUUUCUGUCCUUCAACAUAACAGUUAUGUCUUACUCCUCACUAAUAAUGCCACAUUUUCAUUUAAAACAAUAUUUGUACAGCCCGAUUUUAUUCCUAAUGUAGGUGAAAUGUGUUGCCUCCAGGUUGAAAUCCAGUUUUAAACCUAUAAGCUAGAAAAAUAAGUUCGAUUCUCCACGUUUGAGUUUUGAAACUGUUGAUUCUGGUGCUUUAGCUUGGUAGAGAGACAGAGACAGAGGGAGAAACCCACAAACCUAUCUAAACAUGUGCAUCUAUACAUGUGUAAAAAUUUCUCUGCCAUAAGAAACUGAUGUUACUUUGUUUUCUGAAUAUCUCAGUAGAUGUUUCUGUGAUCUGAGUGAACUGACUUGCAGGCCUGGACAGUAUUAUACUUUCUCUUACCUUCCUCUCCGAAGUGCAGUGGAUAUUCUUUGACAACUGUUGCAGUGGCAUGUUGCAGUUUUAAUUUCUAGUUUUAUUUAAAGUCUCUCUUAGAUAAAAUAGACCAGACGAUUUCAGGGCUGGUAGGUACGUGCUUUCUUGGGAGGGGUGACCACCAACCACCAGUCCUGCAAGAUACUACCCAUCUCAUUUCCUGUGGGGCCAAGGGCCGCAGCACCCUGUCUGCAGCUGGCUUACGGGGUUGCUGGAGGCAGAGUUCAGAUGUGACUCUUCGACCGCAGGGCACACAGGCUUGGCCCAAAGGACCCAAAGAGUGAAAUCAGAAAUGCAGUUAGACAAAACCAGCCUGAGAACAUUUUUUUUUUCCUGAAUGGAAAGCAGAAAGCAAUCCAGAAACAGGAAGACAAAGGAAAGUUUCUACAAAUUGGAGUAGGAGCCAUAGUUAAGGCUUCUAAAAGUGAAUUUGAAAUUACUUUGGCCUUAUAUUAGGAACUGAGUGCUUUUUGAGUUUGCCAAAUUCAUCUUGAAAAUGUAGUUAGAUUCUGCAAGCAUAUUUGGGCAGGAGAUUUGAAUUAGAAUAUUAGAACUUCAACAGGACUCAUUUUAAUCAGCUAAUUUGGCAUUUUGAAAGGACUGAGGGUCAUUGUAAUUAUGUAGGGAUGUGCAGUCAUUAGCUCCAGUAUUCCAGUUUCUCAUUAAUAGCUCCCCGGAAGAGGCAUCGACUAUGAAGCUAUCACAGUUGCCUAAAAAUGCACAUUUUCCCUUGAAAUUGUGGCUUAUUUUCCUCCCAGGCGCCUCCAGAACUGAUUAAAGUGCCUGGCCCGCAUAGCAGUUCCCUUUAGGUGUCAAGGCUGUGUCUCACACAUGUGUAAGGGACUGAGACAUUUAAAUCUCAACAGCCCAGCUGGGCCCAACCAAAAAUCUGGGGCAAGGCUGGUUUAAAGGAGGAAUAAUAAGAAUCACAGCUAGAGGAUGUUUUUGCAUAGCUCCAUUCCUGCCAUUAGACACUGAAAACUCAGUACCCAAACAGCCCCUGCCACUUGGCACCAGACUCAGAAACCCAUUAGCAGCGCCACUUUGGUGAGUAGAGAAUGAACUACUGAGCAUGUGGCCUCUUGGUAGACUUAGAAUUACCACUCGCCUUUGUCAGAAGCCUCACUCCAAGCAUAAUUUUACAUGCCUGACCUGUGCUGAAGGGGUAAGGUUGAGUGAGCUGUUCUUUUUUCUGCCUGCUCAGAGUAUCUUGCCUGGCUUUGUAGCACUCAGAAGUGAAUGUAAUGACUUGGUGGCUGUUGGAACGCUACUGCUUUGAGUGAUGACACUUGAUAGUCCUGUGUUCCAUGCUUUUUUUGGACUAUGUUGAUAAAAACUCACUUUGUUUAGUACCUAUUUUAUACUUCACCCACAUCUCAAAAUAGCUCUCAGGUGUUUUAUUGAAACAUGCCACAAGGUCAUUGAAAGCUUUGAACCCUCAGCCUCACCCUUUUCCUGCCUUCUGCCAUGAAUCCCCAAGAAUCUGUGAUAGACUAGGGACUGAUCAGAAGCUGGCACAUUAGCCCUUAUAGACGUGACCUCAUCUUCCCAGGGCUAUGCACUUGACUCAUGUGACAGUGCUCUUUCUGGAAAAUAGUAUGCCUAGAGUGUAGAUGGGGCAGGCAGAGAAAACGAAAGAAGUGGAAGGAUAGGUUUUAAUUGUUGCAACAAGGCUGAGAUGAGAGUAUCUCCACAGUCCUGGGAAGUUACUCAGACUGAUGCCCACCCUGCAGCACUGGGCACCCUUUGGAAUUCUUAGCUCGGGCUAGGGUGUUCUCCUGCUCUGGGCCAGCACUUCCUGGGUGUGAUUUACAUGCUCGUAGUGGGGAACCAGCUCCUUAAUCCCAGUCAGUGCCUAUAGCUGCAGGCAGUUCUUGAUCGUGGGAAUGAAGAGAUUUGUGGCAUGGUUAAUCCAAAACAGUGAAUAAUCCAAGAGAUAAUAAGAAUUCUCUUUAGUUGGCUUUAUAUGUACGUAAGUGCUUUACCAUUUUGCUUAAGCUAAACUUAAUCUAUAAAAUGUUUUCUUAGUUUUUUGUAUUACACAAAGCAAUAGAUUAAAAAAUAGGAAAAUGUAAGAAAUUGAGAAGAAAAAGAUAAUCUAUAUAUUCACAUGAUAGUUCUUUAACUGACUAUAUACCUAGACAUUUCUUUCUGGUUGUAUACACACAUAGCUAUACUUUUUUUUUUUUGAAACGGGGUCUUGCUAUGCAGUUAAGGCUGGAUUUGAAUUUACUUUGUAGCCCAAGGUGUUCUAUAACUAGCAGUGAUUCUCCUCCUCAGCCUAAAAUGACUAAAUAACUAAAUGACAUUAAAAGCUGGUUUAUAAACUUAGUUUUGUUUAUUUGUUUUAUUCUGUUUUGUUUUUUUACCAGGAAUUGAACUCAGGACCUCAUGCUUGCAGGUGCUGCACCACUGAGCCAAAUUCCUGACCCUAUAAUCUUAGAUUUAGAUAUAAUUUCAGACUGAAUUGUUAGAAAGCUUUGUUGCUGCCAGCCAUUGGUAUAUGUGAAUCUCACCUUGCGGCUCCCAGGAACCUCCCCCAGAGAGGAAAGCAUUGCAUUUAAAUUAAUCAGAAGAUCAGGAACAAGAUUCCCAUGAGAAGGGAGAAAAGUUAGUACACAGUGAAAGGUACUAAGUAACAAAAAGAGCACCCAUCCGCUCCUGUAGCCCGUAGACCUGAAGUGUCCCAUCCGAUGCCAUAGAGAGGAGGCAGUGUGUCUUAGCAAGCUGCUGGUCACAUGCCUGUUCAGUAUGCUUCUUCUUAAGCCUUUCCUUAGAUAAGGGGUCCAGGGGGCAAAGGAAACAAUAUAAGGAUAGCAGGAUUCAGAAGUGUUCUUGGAAGUUGUGAAACUGCCUUAGUGGUAAUAAAUCAGGUGGGGUGGAAGCUGAGUUUCUCUGAAUCCAUGAAGGCAAAAGGAAAAGGACGAAAAUCUACACCAGCUUAGCAUAGUGAAAAAGAUGUAGCGAGACUGCACUUAGUUGUGUUUUCUUUAAAUUUUGGCCCGUAUAUAUUAUAUAUCUUUCAAAGCAAGUUUAAAAGCUGUCAAUUUCUUAGUCAUAAGAGUUUUAGUCUUUAAAAAGGAAAUGAUUUCUAUCUGCUUUUUAUCAUCUUUGAAAGUACUGGCUUCCUUCUAUUGUCUGUGUCUUACACAUGACUUUUCUAUCUGUGUCGAGAUAAAAGUGACAGUAGCUGAUAUUCACUGAGUGCUCAGCCAUGUGCCAGGGAACAUGCGAAGCUCUUUGUGUUAUUUCAUACACUCACAUCUGGGUGCAUUCUGUUUUCAUCUCUUACUAUAGAGCUUAGAACAAGGCCCACAGUCAUACAAAUAGCAGAUGGGAAUUCUCGGACCUGACUCUACAAAGUCUGACCUCAGUCCUCACACUCUUGACCAAGCCCCAUCCCAAGUCUCCUCUGUACCUGGGGGCAGCAGACCCUAAUCAUGGACUUAGUACCUCAAGUUAAGUAAGAAGUGCUAGGGAUUUAGCUCAGGGAUGCAGCACCUGCCUAGCAAGUAUGAGGUCCUGAGUUCAAUUCCCAGGACUAAAAAAAAAUAAACAAAGUUAAGUAAGAGCUUUUUCAGUACCAAGUACAAAGCAAAAUCUGCAGAUUAAAAGCACAAGUAGAAAAAUAGUUCUAGUAUGUAUACAAAAUAUGUUAGCCCUAGUGGUACCUAACACAGGUACUAAAAGUGAGACCAUCAGAACAAGGGAGGAAAACCCUUCCAAGGUUAAGAGUUUGAUACUAAACGAGCUCACCUGCCAGCCUCAUCUUUCUGCUUUCCUUAUUUUCUUCCCUUCUUCCUUUCCUCCUGUUUCUCCAGUUUCCUUUAUUACCAUGGCAAAGUAUUCAUUUCAAAAAUCCUUGGAAUUUUAAGUCACUUAACCAACUUUUUUUUCCUUUGGAUUUUUUUGGUGAGGGGCGUGUAUUUUUUUGGUGAGGGGCGUGUAUUUUUUUGUUGUUGUUGUUUUGUUUUUUUAUGACAGUGUCUUGCUAUGUUUCAGGCUGGCCUCAAACUCAAGAUCCUCCCACCUCACCUUCCCAGAGUGUGCAAUUACACCUGGCUUAACCAAUUUAUUUCAGUCACACUCUCCAAACUCCAUACAAGGCCAGGUGAGGUGGGAUACAGCCCAGAAUGCCCCGGACCCUGGCCCUGCCGGGACCAGCCUUUUCAUCAGGCAGAGUGGGGAAGAGGGCUCAAGGGCCCGUGGGUGACUGGUGCUUCUCCAGUUACCAAGUCCAGAAAAGGAAAGGAGAAGGCAAAUCCGGCAGCUGCAGCCUGUCUGGUACAAUGAAGACGAGUGUCUGCCGGAGGCCUGCCCGCUCCUGCAGUCUCAGAUAAAGUAUAUGCCAUGCUUAUUGUCAUGGGUGGGGACACGUGCCACAGCAGCAGGACCCCACUUUCCUUCCUCCUUGUAUUCUACCCCUUUGCUAAGGAUUCCAUACCCCGGUCUCCUCCUUCACCCCAACUUUCAGGAUGAGCCUCUCUGUCCAUGCCCAGCCCUGUCCACAUCCUAUUUUAACUUACAGUGGCUUACAGUUCCCCAGCAGAUAUUUGAAAAGAGGAUGAAGUGAUUUACAUAAUUAAAACAAAUUGCCUGACGAGUGUGGGCAUCCACUGUUAUGGGAUAAUAGAAUGAUUUAGAUGUUGUGGGAGGCACAGGGCUGGGGAAAGCAGCUCUGCCACCCUGGAAAUGCAAUUACUGCUCCACAAAGCUUUUCUGGAGAGGCUGAGGGCCAGGGCGCAGAACAUGGCAGUUGUCUCUGGAAGAGAGCAGGAGACUGAAAUAGAAGAGUCUUCACCAACCUCCCUUCUCGACUUCAGAUGUGUGGUGCAAUUCCUGGAGCAACUGCUGGAGCCCAGGGAGACAUCUGUUGUUUCCCUGUGACUGUCCACCCAUUCAGUAGUGCGUUUUUCUCUCGACGUGUCUUCCUCUCUCUGUUCCUAUGUGUGUACCUGUAUCUGUCCUGGGUUUCUGAUGUCACAGAAGAAUGUGUCCUUAAAAACAGAUUUGAGUUGGUUGACACAUGUCUAUAAUCCUAGCACUUUGAGAGGAUGAGAUGAGGGUCCCAAGUUCAAGUCCUGACUGGCAACUUAGUGGAACCCUAUUUCAAAAAUUUUAAAAACGAAAAGAUCCGGGACUAUAGCUCAGUGUGAAGGCCAUGAGUUCAAUCCCCAGUACUGCAAAAAACCAUAAAGGAGAAAGAAAAAAAAAAGUUCACAUGUCAGAUUAAAAGACAUCAGAGGGACAUGACAAGUAGAAAACUAAGUGCAGUCUUAGACUGAACCCUGAGACACCGGAUGGGAGGAAGCAGUGCAGAGUAUUAUCAGAACAACUGGUGGCAUUAGAAUAGGGCUGUGUGUUUGGUUAGUAUUACCUCGUCGCUACAUUUCCCGACUUGGGGAAUCUGUUCUGGUAAUGCAGGAGGGCGCUAUGUCUGCGGGUGACUCUCACGUGGUUCCCAGCCCCAAAUGCACGCAUGUGGAAGGAGAAAGUGGCAAGGUUAUAAGGCACAGUAAGCAUGACCGGUAAAUCUAAGGAUGAGGCCAGGAGUUCACAUCCUUCUUUUUCCCACUUUCCUGUUAAGUUUGAAUUUCUUUCAGAAUAAGAAGCUUUUAAAAAUGACAUUAGGAAGUAAUGCUGGCCCUGUAGCACUGCCAACUAUUAAUUUCUUUAAAAAAAAAAAAAUGGAGAGGGCUAGAAAAGGAAACUAACAUGCACACACCAAAUAAUUUCUGCGUGAAGUAGGGAAGCUGAAAUUUGCAAUUAAUUAUAUCCAUAAGGAAGAUGAGCCCCUGGAUCAGCUGCAGCCCUGCUGACUGUAGCGUGCAGAGAGCAGGCCUCAGCUGGACGCAUGCAGGGUGUGGCCAGCUGGGGCCUCACCGUAAAGCUAUUACAACUGGAGAGAGGACCCUUCUUGUACACAGGAAGAGCCCAUGCUCACCUGGUGGGGUCAGGGAAGGCUUUUCGUUUAAUUUACAUGGUCUCUUUGCCUCUCAUUCCCAUAAGAAGCAAACUGAGUUGAUGAGGUUAGUCCAUGUGGAACAUCAGAUGAGAGCAGGGAAUGCAGUCUUCAAGUACUUAGCGAGCCAGACUUGCCCGCCAUGGUCCAGAGGGUCAGAGCUGGAGGCUGCAUCCACCUGCAAGCUGAGGUCUAGGGCCAGGUAGAACAGCAAGGCAGCUGAAAGCCUCAGAUGCCCCUGUUAGGUUCUGCUCAGAUGUCAGGCUCGAGGCCGCAUAGCAUAGGUACCCACCCGUGCCUCCUGUGGCCCUACGUAGUAUUUGAAAAGGUACCUGGCCAGACCUGGAUGUCUCACCUCCCCUUUCACUUCUGUUGCAGUGCUGCAAAGCAUAGAGUGGGUAGGAACCCAGGAAAGGCCCAGUCAGAUCCCUGGGAGCCAGGUGAGCAAGGGAGGCUGGCAGUGAAGAAGAAACUGGAGAGUGUGUGCCCCAUCGGGAGGUGUUUGGAAUUCAUCCCAUUGCGGCCAUGGGAAGGCAGAUGACCGAUCUUUCCAUUUGUAAAUGUUGGCAAGUUUUUUAAAAAAGUCUGAAACUGAGCAUGGCAAAGCAACACAUCUGUAGGCGAAAUCUGGCCAUGAGCUGCCAGCUGGCAGCCUCCGAUCUGAUCCAAUCCAUGCAUUUUACACAUUUGAGAAUCUUACUCCAUAAACAGCCGCUGGAUUUCAAGAGGGAGCUGGCUGUUGGAGAGGGCAGGUGACUUCCCUAAGGUCACACAGCAAGCUGACGGCAGAGGCAGGCACCUUAGCUGUAUCAGAGUGUGUCCUAACAGUGAGUGCUGCUAGACACGAAAACAAAAUACGACUAAAAGACAAAUUAAUUCCAAAUGUUAUUUUAAAAGACAAAUAAUUCCAUAAAUACCAUACCAUCCUACUUUUGCCAAAUGUUUAUAGAAGCCCCUCCUUAAAAUUUACCUAGUAGGUUUCUUCCUAACAACGAACUGUUUAGAAAUAAAUAGAUUUAAAGACGAGGUUCCAGCUGUCAGCAGCAACAGAGAAAAAAAAAACCCUCCAAUUUUUAACUGAUUUGUUUUCGAAAUAAAAUGGAUAGAUACGACUUCCUUCUGAAGCAAUGUUUUUCUUUCUUUCAUUUUUUCGUUCUUUCUUUCUUUUUCAAGACAGGAUCUCACAAUGUAGUUUCAGGCUGGCUUUGGCAACCCUUCUGCCUCAGCCUCAAAUAUUAACUCUGUUUUACUCGUUGCGGAACUGUUGGACUUCUGUAAAGCAACUGUGGUGUUUUAUAUUCCCCACACCACUGUUUUCAUCUCUCCAAAUUGUGACUGAUUUUUAAAAUUCUAGCUGUGCUGGCAGAUGAGAAGUAAUAUCCUGUUGUUGCUUUGACUUGCAUUUCUCUGAUGAUUAGUGGUGACAGCAUGUUUUCUUGUUUCUUGGUCACUUGUAUAUUUUUGGAGAAAUGUCUACUUACAUCCUUUGCCCACUAUUUAACUUGGUUGUCAUUGUAUUAAGUUUUAUGUAUUCUUUGUGUAAUCUAGAUAUAUUCUCUUAUCAGAUAGAUGACUUGCAAAUGUUUUCUUCUGUUCUAUAGUUUAUCAUCUCCUUUUGUUGAUAACAUGCCUUGGAGCCUAAAAAUAGUUUUUGAUUUUGAUGAUGAGGUUCAAUUUAUUUUCUUUAGUUGAUUGUGCUUUGGUAUCAUAAUUAGAAUCUUGCUAAAACUCAAGAUUCUAAUUACAAACAUUUAUCCCUCUUUACUUCUCAGAGUUUUUGUAGUUUUGAAUCUUUCAUUUAGGCUUUGAAUCCUUUUCAAGUUAAUGUUUGUAUGUAAUGCGAGGUAAGGGUCCAGCUUCUUCUGCAUGUGAACAUCUGGUUGUGCAUCCCACAUCUCUGAAGGAAGAGAAGGCCUGGGGUCCGUAUGGUCUGCUAAGAUUCACUUCACUGCAAUGCACCUGGAAAUCCACUGGUCAGACAGAACAGAACUGGCAGGGUCAGCUUUCUUCAGUGAUAGGAUGGCCAGUUUGGCUCUCAGAAGCUCUAGUGUACUAGCCAGAGGGUAAUCUUUUUUUUUUUUCUUUUUCUCUUUUAUUGAAACAUAGUACGUGUAUAUAUUCAUGGAAACAGUAUAAUUCGAUACAAGCACACAAUAUAUAAUAAUGAAAUCAUAAGUGUCUCCCUCUCUUCAAACAUUAAUUAUUUCUAUGUGUUGUGAACUCAUAAAAUAUAAUUCUAAAGCUCAUAAAGUGUGCUCAUGCAGUAGAUGAAAUAAUAACCAAUAUGGUGUGAUUUAAUCACCCUAAUUUAUACUUGUCUCUUUAUUUUAUUGCCCUCUCCUGGUCUUUUGGCUAAAGUAGGUUGUAAUAGAGCAGUGGUCCCCAGCCUUCCUGGGAACUAGUUUUGUGGAAAAAUUUUUCCACUCAUGGGACCCUGGGGGGCUUGGGAUGCCUCAAGCACAUUUCAUUUAUUGUGCACUUUAUUUCUAUUAUUAUUAUGUUGUAAUAUAUAAUGAAAUAAGUACACAGUUCACCAUAAUUCAGACUCAGUGGAAGCCCUGAGCUUGUUUUUCUGCUACUAGUAAUGGGAGUAAUGGGAGACAGUGAUACCUACAAUGCAUUGCUUAUGUCCAGUUUACUCUAAAAUCUUUUGGUUGCUCUCACUGCAAAGAAAAACCCUGCUUCAUAAAGACAAUGUUAGGAAUGGAGGCAGAAUUUUCAGUGCUUUUGUGGCAAUCUCAGGAUAUUUUGCCUUAACUUUAAAUUCAGAAUGUGCGGAGAUUGGAAGCUGUCUCAGACAAACUCUUAAGUGCACUGUCAUUUGCAGUUUAAAGCAUUUGGUCCUCUUCUGGCACAAAGUAAGCUCAGCUGGUUUAUUCACAAAUGGGUCAAAGAUCCGUUGCUUCCCAGUUCAGGGGUCUUUUGUGGUCAGGAAGUAAUAUUCACAUUCUUCUGAAAGUCGAGAUGGGGAUCAUGCAUCAGCUGGGCAAAAGGAGUCCCCAACUCAAUCUCUUUCAAAAGCUUUGCUAUUUGAAACAUUUCCAAAGUCUCAGUAUUUGCUGAUCACCCACAUAAUUCUAGUCUGGCUUCAAUGCAGCCACUUUAUCUGCUCACUACAAUACAGUUGUCAUUCACCCCUCCAAGAAUAGACUGAGUUCAUCGAGCAGGUUGAAUAUGUCACAUGAAUAGGCAAGGUUUAUGACCCAUUCUGUGUUACUGAAAUGUCCUGCCAAGAUGACUGUUUUUGUAAAAGAAAUCUCUGGAAUGUCUCCUAUAACUCAGAAACUUUUAAAAACCAUCUCACUACACAGAGCUGAAUGAACAGUCUUGAGUUAAAGGCAUGUAAUUAAACAUGCUUGGUAAUUUUAAUUACAUACUUCAAGAUGUUUUUAAGUUCAAUCUUUCAUCUAGUCAGCAUUGUGGGGGAUGAGAUACUGAAUGGACUCACGUCCAGAAGUGACUUCUUUGACCAGGGCAGUGAAACCAGAAAACUCUUCAGUCGUGUUAGCUGCCCUCUGUGAAUAUACUGGCAAAAAAAUAAUCAACUUAGUUUAUCUGAUAUAUAAUCAUUCAAAGACUUGCAAAGUUCUGCUGAUGUUUGUUUUUUACUCAUUUUUGCUAGGAUUAGCUGCAGACUUACCAAAACUGUCACUGAGACAAGUAUGGGAAGUAGGCACCAAUGGAAGUGGUAAAUAAAAUAAUGGAUAGUCUAUACACAGACUAAAAUAAGUGUCAGAUUAUUACUUAAAGCCUGCCACCAGCUGCAGCUGUACAAUUGAAGUAAACCAACUCACUUGCACUGUAAAGCAGACCAUCAGAUGCACCUUGUCACUUGCCACUCACUGACACAGUUUUGAUAUAAGUCUGAAAGCCAUUGAUGCAUUAUGGUCUCUGGAGGGUCAAACCCACUGCUGAUGUUAAUCUGCAUUUGCAGCUGCUCCCUGUCGCUAACGUCACUCUCUCAGCUCCACCUCAGAUAAUCAGGUAUUAGAUUCUCAUAAGAAGCACACAAUGUUAAUCCCUCCUCUACCUACUUCACAAGUGUAGUUCAGAGUCCCAUGAAAACCGAAUGCUGCUUGUGAUCUGAUAGGAGUGGAGUCCAAGUGGUAAUGUGAGGGAUAGUGGCCUGAAAUAUAGGUGUGUCUUCUCUCACUUACUCACAGCUUACCUGCUGCCAUAUAGCCCAGUUCCUGCCAGGCCAAAACCAGUAUCUGAGGACUGGGGACCUCUGUUUAGAGAACUGCGUUGUUUGUCAAAAGACAAAGAGCUGACCAAGCACAGUGGCACACACCUUGGGAAUCUUGACCUCCCUAAAAUGAGAUGGGAUUGAAAGGGAAGUAAAAUUAGAGGCUUGUGGUUAUGGUAGUCUCUGAGCCUAAGGCAAAGUCGUGCUUGGGAGACUAACUACCUCAGGUGAACCAACUUAAGACAUAAGUUUGGGGUGACGAUUUUAAAUUCCACUAGUUUCUUUAAUGCGUCUAUUAAGCAGACGUAUUUGACCUGACUACUAGGAAAUACGCAGGCCUAUACAUCAUUGGGAUGUAAUUGCAAUGGACGAAAGUCUCUCAAGUCAGUUAACAUACUGCUUGGAAAACAUUUAUAAGAGACAAUAAAUUAUCAAGACAACACUGUUAACAACCUCACAAUAAGCCAAGUUUCACCCAUGUACAUGCAGGAGCCCACCUAUUUCCUGAAAGCUAAUCAAGCUGAAGAGUGUCCCUCCUGUUCACAGGAGUGUGUCAGCAUGCAGCGAGGCUGCUAUGACCCAGGCAGUGAAAUGAGGCUGUCCAUGCCCAGGAACAAUGGUGCCUAUGUCAUCACCAGUCAAUGACCGUUUUAGUGCCUUAUACCUAGGAGGCACCUACCAAAUGCUGGCCAGUCAGCUGAGUACACUGAGCUUGAGUCUUGCAACUAAGACUGUUUCUACUGUCUCCCCCACUAGCAUUUUAGCACCUAGAAAGACCAUGUCCCGUCAAGUUCCAGAUGCUGUACUGGCAUGGAUAGAGUUAGCAUAAAGUUCUGUAUGAAAAUUCUAGAAGGUAGCAUGAUAGCAAGUGAGUCAAAUAGUCCCAUCAACUCAUAUCUGUUUUUAGCUUGGGGAAGAAGAUAGCCUCACCCCCAAGAUGCCAGCUCUUUGAGUGGGGUGCUUAGCCCCUCAUCAAGUCUAUACACUGCUUGCUUAUAAAGUAAGGGCCCAGCCUAGACUUCUUCUGCAGGAGUGUGAAAUAAUCUGGCAUUAACUUUCUCUCACCCUUUAGUGUUUCUAUCACCUAAAGCAGUUUUUCCUCCACUGCUGCAUUCAAAUUCCUAGGAUUCAAAUUCCUAACAUGGGGGGGAAAAAUCCCACAGCCCAACAAUGUUAAUGAUCAACCUUUUAUUUCUAUGGUUUGACUAUUUCAACCUCACGCCUAGCGAGUUAUUGAGACAGACUGCCUUCGUCCCAAAUAAGCUGAAAAUAAUAGACUGGUCAGAACUAGUGCAAAGAAGGCAAAUUGAUACAUGGAGUAAUUGAAACUGUGAUAAAAAGAGAAACAGUCGCCACCAAACAUGGGUCUCUCUCUUUUGUGUGCGUCCAAAUGUGUGGGUUUUUUAAAUAUCACCAGAUAAGUUUGUGAUAGUCGACAAAUGUGCAAUCUGAUCUUUCAGAAGAAUAAACAGUUCCUUGUUAAUUAAUUUAUACGGCUGUCAGUACAGCUUUCUCUGUCUUCGCACUGUAAGUGUUUCCCUGCCAUAGAUUUUCUUGCCUUCCUGGCAAACCUCCAGUGAGAGCCUGGGAUUUAUUAGACUGACUUGGUGCAAAGUCUAUUGAUUGUGGCCCCGAGGGUAAUAACUAAAUAGAACCGGAGCAACAAGUCAAUAACACCAUUGUUGCUGCAGCCUGCAUUCACUGGAGGAGUGAGAUUGUUUUACAGCAGCCGAGGGUAAUCAUGGGCAGAUCAGUGUGUUCAACACACGCUGCACCGUGUUAGUGCUGAGGACUAUUUGAAAGCUUUCAGCGGGAUCGCUGGAGAAUCGGGGUGGGGUACUGGGAUUAUGAACCCUGUGAACUCCUUCAUUACAGCUUAAAGGUUGCAACUUUAGUUUUUAACAUCUGCUGCAACCUUGGAGCUCAGGAGCAGGGCUGGUGCAAGGGAGUGCAGGCAGUGGGUCUUAGCACUAGGCAGUUUGUGUAGGUCUGUGUCCCAAACAUAAGAUGGUUAUGGGCAGAGAGAUUGUCUAACAGCUGCUGGCUGUCAUCUAUGCAUCUAUCUGACCACGUAAGGUGCUAGCUGGUGCACUCCAAAGCCCCACACACCCAGAGCACAGGCCACAUGAACCCCCUGAACAGGAGCUCUCAUUACCAGGAGAAAGCCGUAGCAUGCGUUUUCUCACUUCCAACUCUUGAGAUGCUAAGGCAGUGCAGGCUAGCACAAGCUAUUUUUUGAAGGCUUGCUUAGAAGGCUUGCUUCCACCUCUCACAGCACUGUUUCCUAAUUGGUAAAAGUUCAGUACUCACACUUGCUAUAAGUCAUGAUUGGGUUCUUAAUUACAGAAAACAAAAUCAAAGUCCUUGUCAAUGCCUGUCAUUCUUUUGCCUCUUGAAGAAUCCUUACUAUGCCUCAUGGCUGAAACCUUCCAUAGGGAACCAGAUAAUGACGAGAUAGGCCCCCAGAUGGGGCUAGUGCUAACAGGCCCCCAGCCUCCUACACCCCUUGUCUGAGGGUCUGAAUCCCUGAGGUGGGGAUGACCUUCUCCGCAGGAAGCUCCAGGACCUGUGACCCAAAGUGCGGGUACUAAAUUGAUCACCAACAAAUAAAUACCUUCUCUUUAGUGAGGGUAGUGACAGCCCCAGGACAGCCCUUUAUUACACAGAAGGUUUAUCCUUUGAAUCUUUGACACAGAAUAUUGUGGAGAAGACUGUUUCUGGGGCCAUAACGUAAAAAACAAGAUUUCUCCAGAAGCAGUUUAUCCUAAAUGUAAACCCUGCAUGGAAGAGAUACUUUUGCCAGUGGUCCUUGCUGAUUAUCACUCUCCCAUUCCAUACAUGACUUUUACCAGUCAGAGACAAACUCCUGCAGGGAGCGGACAAGCCUUCCUGGGCCAGCAUUAGGAGAGCACCGGGCUUCCCACCCAACCUGCACAGGCCUGUUUUCUGGACAUUGUGGCGUUUGUUCUCUGGCUCCUUUACCAGGCAGUACUGCAGCUAAAUUAGAUUCUGCCUGUGUUGUUAUUUAACUUCUGAAGAAGCAAACAGGUAUUAAUGAUAGCAGCUCCCACAGUUGCCUUGUCAAGCACAAGUUACCCUAGAAGCCAGUCCUUUCAGAUGUGCGGCUUGGAAUUACGAGUUAUCUGGGUAAGCACCAUGUUUCUAAUUAGUACAAGGCCCCCAUUUCUGUGUUGUUGAACUGAAGAACCACUCUGUGGCUUUAGGCAAGGCAGCCGUCUCUGAGCAGUUGCUUGGGUUCUUCCCAUUUACUAUCAUCUGUACUAGCCCUUUUCAAAUGCGGCCAUGUGAACCAGUUGUCUACAAACACCCACAAACAUUUGGGUGACCCAGUUUUGACAGAAUGCAAAUCUAUCACUUUAUUUUUAAAAGAAUAAUCCUGCAUAAGACUAAGAAUUUUUUCUGUUCUAUUUCACUGAAAGAAUCGUUGGCAAAUCCAUGGCAAACGAUAAACUCUGAAAGAUUGUUUAUUUUUAAUUAUUGCAGUCUGUGCCACCUUAAUGAAAGAUUUAGAAGCAUGACAAUUCUGCCAGGUAUCAGUCUCCCCCCCCCAAAAAUUUUUUUGCACAUUUAGUCACUACUAGUAUACAGUAUGGGAUGCCUUCUGCUGCUAGAAGACCCGGGGAGCCUUCUUAUUGGACAUUUUGUGUCUGAAUGAAGAAUUCCUGUCUGGUGUUUAUUUCAACUCUGUACACCAAACAGUCCAUAGUAUUUUCAUAUGACCUAAGAAUUGAUACACUUUGGCAGAGAAAUCUGCAGAAGUUCGAGAACCAAGUGACACAUUCUCCUGGAAGAAUAAUAAUAAUAAACUAAGUUGAUUUGUUCAAUACGUUCACAUUUGCAAUAAAGCUGUUAUUGUUUGGGUGGCUGCUUUAUCCCAACUUGAAAAGGGACAAGAUGAAAGGAAGGAGAAGUAGUGUACACAUUUGCAGUCCUUUUGGAGGGCCUUCUCAUCUCAAGAAUUCCAACAAAAUAUUUUCAAUAGUAUGCAUUUUUCUUCAUUUCAAGGGAUCAGUACCAUCUCAGAUAAAAUAAACAAGGGGACAGAGUCAAAAAUAAUAGAUCUGUGCAUAUACUAGAUGCUAAGAACUCAAAGGAGGUGGGGUGUGAGCUUGUAAAAGAUGACCACAGAGCUUAGCUUUUUAAAGGGAUUAGAUUCUAGCAUGAAGAUAAGGAUAAGCAAAGGUAAACAGUAAUAUAUUUAACUGCUACAAAUGAAACAGAUCUGUUGUAAUGUAUCUGCAUUAGAGAGAUGGUCCUUGUCUUUUCUCCUUAUGAUUUACAAAGUUGUUACAAAGUCAUAAACGCUCAUGAGACCAAAGUUAUUUUCAGUCAUUUCAUAUCACCUGGACUUAGAUUCAGAGAAUGUCCUUGAGUCUGCUAGCACAUGCUCACCUAGUAUUUUUAAACAGUGACCAUCUCAGUAAGUAUUUUCUUCAACAAUCCAAUCGGCUUCAGCAACUCCAGCCAGCGUAUGUUUUUCAUCACUGUGUGUUUUUUUUAUGUGUGUGUGUGUCCAGCAUUUCAUGAAUUAGAAUAAUCUGAAAAUAGGCAUCUGAAUGAUUACUCCCAUCAACAAGUGAGAAUGGAGACAAAGAAUUGUUUUUCAGUCUUUCUGGUUUACAGAAGCUCUCGUGCUCCCUAUGACCACAUGUGCUGUUUUGCUAAGAGUUCCCCUCCUCUUUAGAUUUCUCAUAGACUACUUUUCUAUUUAUUAUUUUUUUCCUCUCUGAAUUGCCCAUGUUAAGUGCUUGUUUCUAAACUUACUCACAGUAAGGACUUGCACAGGAUUUUGAUCACUGAAGAUUUAGGCACCAUCACGAUCUUGGUAGAAAAAGAAAUUAGCAAUUUCUUUUGUAGUUUGCUCAAGUUGUGCACAUUAUUUCAGAAUCAGACAUUUAAACCUUUGAAAACAAAAGUUAAAAUUACAUCCUUUUUUUUCCUUCACCUUGUAGAAAACAUUUCCAGUUGAGGUUUUCCAAAAAUAGCCAGUGCUUCCCAAGUUUCUCUCACAUCCGAAGUAACAGAUGAAUAGUAUGAUAUGGAUAAUCUCAUGCAAUCCUCAUGUUAACCCUGUCUAGUAUAUAUUGUUGUUCCCAUUUUAUGGAUUAGGAGACUAAGUAUCAGUGAAGGUACUGAUUUUCUCAAAGGUAUAUGGCUAAUAAAUAGAAAACAAAACCCUUACGUUGGUCCACUGUGCAGCACAAGCUGAUCUCCACUUCCUCUG